Rhinichthys klamathensis goyatoka is the source of this 841-nucleotide messenger RNA. Its product is annotated as ATP-dependent 6-phosphofructokinase, liver type-like. The transcript has 7 exons. The record is from RefSeq and is a predicted model, not a curated record. The annotation marks the transcript as partial. Gene Ontology annotation, biological process: fructose 1,6-bisphosphate metabolic process; fructose 6-phosphate metabolic process; canonical glycolysis. Gene Ontology annotation, cellular component: 6-phosphofructokinase complex; membrane. Lineage: Eukaryota; Metazoa; Chordata; Actinopteri; Cypriniformes; Leuciscidae. Gene Ontology annotation, molecular function: identical protein binding; monosaccharide binding; 6-phosphofructokinase activity.
AUUCGUGCGCUACGUGCGGUGAAUAUCAGAAGCUUUCAACUGGGAACCAGUGCGAGUGUUUUCCUGUGUUACGGGUUUAUAUUAGUGAUCUUCCAUCAUGCAUGUGGACUUCGAGAAGCUGCGGAUGAGCGGCGCGGGGAAAGCCAUCGCGGUCCUGACCAGCGGCGGGGACGCGCAGGGGAUGAAUGCUGCUGUUCGAGCUGUAACACGCAUGGGCAUCUUUGUAGGCGCUAAAGUCUACCUGAUCUAUGAGGGUUAUCAAGGCUUGGUUGAUGGAGGAGAUCAUAUCAAACUCGCCAACUGGCAGAGCGUCACCAACAUCAUUCAGCUUGGUGGCACCAUCAUCGGCAGCGCCCGCUGUAAGCCCUUCACGACUCGAGAGGGUCGUUUGUCCGCGGCGUUUCACCUGCUCCAGCGCGGCAUCACCAACCUGUGUGUGUGUGGAGGAGACGGCAGCCUCACCGGGGCCAACAUCUUCCGCAGCGAGUGGAGGAGCCUACUGACAGAGCUGGUGCAGCAGGGCCGGAUCACAGACUCUCUGGCGCAGCAGUUUACUCAUCUGAACAUCGUGGGUUUGGUUGGAUCCAUUGAUAAUGAUUUCUGUGGAACUGACAUGACAAUCGGAGCCGAUUCUGCUCUACAUCGAAUCAUGGAAGUUAUUGAUGCCAUCACCACCACGGCACAGAGUCAUCAGAGGACGUUUGUGCUGGAGGUGAUGGGCCGCCACUGCGGGUAUCUGGCUGUGGUCUCGGCUCUGGCGUCCGGCGCCGACUGGCUCUUCAUCCCAGAGGCUCCGCCAGAGGACGACUGGGAGGAUCACAUGUGCGCUCGACUGGGAGAG